GGAGGCAUAAACCCCCUUCCACUGCAAAUAACUCUUGGGAUUGUUCCUCUUGGAGUAAUACAAUUCCCCUCUCACUCUCUCAGCACAACAACUUCACUAUGGGCAAGCUUCUAGUCCUCUCUGCUGUGAUUCUUGCUUGCAUCAGUGUCGGAGCUGCUGUGCAAUGCUUACAUUGUGCGUUCACUGUUUUUAACAUCCCAUGCCACACCACAACUGUCACCUGCCAAACUGGGGAGGUAUGUGCCACCAUCAAAGGAGCCGCAGCUGGAAAGAGCUUGAUCAAGAAGAGAAACUGUGUGGCUCAGGACAAAUGUAACAAGAACUCCACCGAAAGCUUCGCUGGGAUUAACUACGUCACCACCUAUGAGUGCUGCGACGGCGACUUCUGCAACUCAGCUGCCAGCUUGCCCUCUGCCCACCUCUCCCUGCCCAUGGCUCUGGCAAUGCUGGGCGCCUGGCUUGUCCGCCUCCUCUAAUCCCUCUCUUUGGAAAACAAACACAAAAUUAAGCCUACCAAACACUGUAUCAAAUACAUUUCCCUCUUCCAUUCUUUUUAACUUAAAGGGCCCCUUGUUAACAAAUUAUGGCUUAUAUUGUUUCUACAUCUUUUAAAUCAAAUGAACCAACCUUGUGUGGGAAAUGAUACUAUUGGAGGAGGAGGUAGUAAUGUAUUUGAAGGGAAAAAAAUCAUCUCAUUUUAAACAAUUCUCGGUUCUAUCUUUUUCUUUUGGGAGGGAUACACAACCCUUCAACUGCAAAUUUCAAUGUGCAUCUCUGCCUGAUUAUAUAGUGUAAUGACAUUCUUCUUGAAGUGACUAUGUUACUUUAAGAUAAGAGAGUUCAACCCAAAUUGCAUUCAUUGGUUUUGGAUAAGCUGGAUUGGCCCAGUCAGUGGCCUCUCCAAAAGGUGUUAGAAGUCACCGGUUGGUUAAGCAGUGGCUGGUAUCCACUUUCUGGCCAGUUUCAACUGGAGUUGAUGUCAGCAGCCAGCAAGACUGAAGCAUAUGACAUUUUGGGAGUCUGCUGGGUGGCAAAAUGCCCCUUUUGCACAAGAUUUGGAGAUCAACUCUAACUUCAGGGGGCUUCACUGGGUGCCCUUUGAGGCCUUUCCAACUCUAUGAUUCCAUGAUUCACACAACUCUAUCUAGCUGACAUACCAUUGAUGAUAUUCUGUGUGGAUGCCAUGAAAAUGAAAUGUUGGAUUCUUUAUAUUUCCUUUUAUUCUCCACACAUUCUCCCACAUUCACUGGAGUUAGGGGCUCAGGACCCCUGUGGAAGUGGGGGAAACGUGAAUUAAAAACUGUUAUUUUUUUUUUUAAACCUAAGAGGACACCUAUUAUAUCUAGUAAUCUAUAGUCUCCAACAUGACUCCAUUGUCUGCAUCCAAUAGAAGCUGGCCAUGGAGUCGUAAUUGAGGACCUAGAGAUUCCUAGGGAGAACAUUUUAAUCAAAUCCAUGACUAAUCAAAUCCAUAAAUACCUGCAUUCCAUGGCAGUCUCUUUAGUUUAGGGUUCUUCAGGUGCAACAGGACAUCUCUCCCUUUCAUGGUUGUGUAAAAGAAGACAAUUUGUUGAGUGACAAUCAGCAACCACAGAAAUUCUGUCUUCUGCACACUCAUAAAAUGUCCCUUAUUUCAAUUGGUAACCUUACUUUUGUCAACAGGGGUAAUUUGGAGAAAAGCCUCCAGAGAGUUUGGCUUACAACUCCCAUCAGCCACUAAUGCCAUGACUAAUGAAGAAAUUAAGAGAUAAUAUAAGACAACACAUUUGGAAGGCCAAAUGUCCUUCAGACUCCAUUUGUUUGUAUUUUGUGGCAUUUUCAACCCCUUAAGACUUUCUUUGUCUUUCUGCUCCUCAUUACCCUGUUCUUUCGUUCAUAGGCUCUUUAGAAGCUCCUUCAUGGAAAGAGUAUUUGCACACCCUUCCCAGGUGUCUGCCUCUGACUCACUCGAAAUAUGUUAACUGCUCUCUCCUUUUAGCAUAGCUUUGGGCUUUGUAAAUGUUUGUACUCUGCCUGCUCCUGAUGACACUGAUAGCAGCAUGUCAAUGAGGGAGGCAGGCCAAACGCUGGAGGAUUUCAGAGUGUGGUUACCCAACACAUUUUCAGCAUUGGAAGCAUGCCAGUGUCCACAAAUAGAAAAUCAAGCAUAUCAGCUGAACAGAGAACUGUAAACAGUUUUAAGCGAGUUUUCCACACUGUUGAGAUUUGGAUGAACAUACGCCAGUAGCUUCACAUUACAUAUUGAGACAAAUACAGAAAAAGAGAAUGAAACACUCAGCCUCCUACAUUUGCUGGCGUUAAGAGUGCAGGACCCUUGCCAAUGGGGAGAAGUGUCAAAUUUAAAAAACACAAUUUAAAAAACUCUAAGAACACUUCUUUAGGCAUCUCCAGCAGGAUUCCAUGGUCAACUUCCAAUGUUGAUUUGGAGGACCUAGAACAGUAGUUCUCAACCUAUGGGUCCCUAGAUGUUUUGGCUUACAACUCCCAGAAAUCCCAGCCAGUUUACCAGCAGUUCAGAUUUCUGGGAGUUGAAGGCCAAAACAUCUGAGGAUCCACACGUUAAGAACCACUGACCUAGAGAGAACGUUUUAUUCAAAUCCAUGGAUAAUCAAGCCUGCAAAAGUCAACCCCCCAACGUGUAUUUUAAACCAGGAACUGGAAUACUUUGCGCUCCAGAUGUUUAGGAUCCUUUCUCGAGAUCAAGUCAAUAAUUGCAACCAAUCUUAAGGACUUUGAGAGUUACCGUCCAAGCAACAGGACACCAAAGGUUCUUCACUUUGGAAUAUGAACAGUGUUAUGUAGUGGCCAUUUCCAGCCAGGAAAGAAACUAGGUGAGGCUCUAAACAUGCAAAGACACACGUCUACAUCCAGCCUGUCUUUGCUUGAAGUACAUGUUGACAGGAAAACAGCUUUGUCCUUGCUGGCGGUUUAGAGAACCACACUUUGUGACUGUUCAUCUUUGGAAUUUGGUAGGGCCAAAAAUGUCAAGCAUUGCCUUAGCUGUGCUUUUGUAUGUGGGCUUCUCAGGUCAUCCAGGAACAGGAUGGUAGACUCAAUGAACUCUUGGUUUUUUUAAAAUCUGAAAUUGUUUUUUCUCACCUUUUGCUUCUCAAAAGGCCAUUCUGUCAACAAUAUGUUUACUUCAAGCUAGACUAACAACCAAAGAACUGGAAACAAGUGUUCCCAAAAUAACAGUAGAACACCAAGGAGUUGUCUACACCAGCAAAAUAAUCCAGCUGCAAUUCAAAGUAUUCUGCUCCAGAUUCCACCCCUCAUUGCAUUUGCUCAUAAUAUACUGCACUGAUAUUUUAUUGAUAGCCACACAUCUACUGAAAUUGAUUUUGAUCCAGUUUUUUUUUUCUUGUGUAGACAGCUCCAGAGAGAUACUAAAAUAGCAUUUCGGAUGAUAUAGAGCCACCAUAUCUGAACAGUAUCUGUUAAGGAAACCUGGGCAGAACAUAAGAUUUAUAUCACAUGUGUAUGUACAACACCUUAUGCUUUUUAAUUAUUCCAGAUUUAGGUCCUUAAAUGUCUUUUCUUUUUUAAACAUUAGAGGUGUGGCUGACUGUUAUUAAUAAAACAUAUCCUGCUUUCUUUUUCUGUUUUCCAGAAUAUGUUUGUGUAAGGAUUUUUUGUGUAAAGGAUAAGGUGCUUCGAUACUAUAAUUAACUAUAGCAAUCAGGAAAGGCAAUCAGGAGAGACUGAAUAUCGGAAUCACAUGCAUCCUUUGACUAUCAAAAUUUGAAAACUCUACUUUUUGAACUGAAUAUUUAAACACAAGUGUCAGUGCUCCCCGAGGAAGAGUGGAGUUUAAACACCAAAAGAGUCACUUCAUAAAAGUCAACAUAGCACUUUAAGACUGCAACCUUGUAUCUGGAGACAGGCACCAUGGAGACUCAAGUGCUCCUUAGCCUAAGAAGAAAUAUAUAACAUUGUGGUAUUCUUAUAUAAGAUUAAACAUGAUUCACCUCUAUAGUUGGGUUUCAUUUUGCCCUGUUUCUCAAUCCAACAUUGUUAUAUUUUGCAACCCACUUCAAAGAUGGAUGAGACUGUUCCCUAAUAAAUGGGCAAAGUCUUUAGUUUUCUGAUUCUCUGCCUGCAUAUUUUGGGUUACUGUUUGCAUAACAAACAUCUGGAGGGAAUCUAUUAAACAAAGAACCUGCCUUAAAGUUACCAAAUUACUGGGUACUGCUAAUCCAGGCAGAUGCAGAACAGCUUUGCAGUCCACAACACGGUGUUUUCUUCAGCUGGCACUCCUGAGAUUGGCAGACUGCCUUGGCUGUAUGCCUCCCCUUUGGCUGUUCUCUUAUUUCUGAAUUGAGUCCAAAAGGUUGCUGUGCCAAAUAAAGUUUGACUUGAUACAAA
Molecule: messenger RNA, 4365 nt
Organism: Anolis carolinensis (green anole)
Lineage: Eukaryota; Metazoa; Chordata; Lepidosauria; Squamata; Anolidae
Product: protein Bouncer
Exons: 3
Coding region: 99-476 (125 amino acids)
Biological process (GO): sperm-egg recognition
Cellular component (GO): membrane
Source: RefSeq, a predicted model, not a curated record